Messenger RNA from Ochotona curzoniae (black-lipped pika), 954 nucleotides. RefSeq names its product olfactory receptor 7A17-like. Gene Ontology annotation, cellular component: membrane. Gene Ontology annotation, molecular function: olfactory receptor activity; G protein-coupled receptor activity. The transcript has a single exon. Lineage: Eukaryota; Metazoa; Chordata; Mammalia; Lagomorpha; Ochotonidae. Gene Ontology annotation, biological process: G protein-coupled receptor signaling pathway. Bases 1 to 954 code for a protein of 317 amino acids. The record is from RefSeq and is a predicted model, not a curated record.
AUGGAAGCCAAGAACGAGACGCGCUUUGUGGAAUUCCUUCUCCUGGGAUUCUCAGAGGACCCGGCCCUCCAGCCUCUCAUCUUCGGGCUGUUCCUCUCCAUGUACCUGGUCACUGUCAUUGGGAACCUGCUCAUCGUCCUGGCCAUCCUCUCUGACCCACACCUCCACACGCCCAUGUACUUCUUCCUCGCCAACCUGUCCAUGGUGGAUGUCUGCUUCUCCUCCACCACCGUCCCCAAGAUGCUGGUGAACAUCCAGAUGCAGAGCAGAGCCAUCAGCUACGCGGGCUGCAUCACACAGAUGUUCUUUUUGUUGCUUUUCUCGGGAUUGGACAUAUUUUUGCUGACCGUGAUGGCCUAUGACCGCUUUGUGGCCAUCUGUCACCCCCUGCACUACGCGGUCAUCAUGAGCCCUCGGCUCUGUGCGCGGCUGGUGCUGGUGUGCUGGGCCAUCAGUGUCCUGAAUUCCUUGUCGCACAGCUUCCUGGCGCUGCGGCUGUCCUUCUGUGCACACUUAGACAUCCCCCACUUCUUCUGUGAGCUGGACCAGGUGGUCCACAGGGCCUGUUCCGACACCCUUCUUAAUGACAUGGUCAUCUACCUAACCGCCAUGCUGCUGGCUGUGUGUCCCCUGGCUGGAAUCCUGUACUCUUACUCCAAGAUCGUCUCUGCCAUCCGUGCCAUCUCGUCAGCUCAGGGCAAGUAUAAAGCCUUCUCCACCUGUGCCUCUCACCUCUCUGCCGUCUCCCUAUUUUAUGGCACACUUCUAGGUGUGUACCUCAGCUCUGCUGUUACCCAAAACCCACACUCAACCGCAACAGCCUCUUUCAUGUACACCGUGGUCACCCCCAUGCUGAACCCCUUCAUCUACAGCCUGAGGAAUAAAGAUAUUAACAGAGCCCUGAAGUCAUUCUUUGGGAAGGAGACCAGAAGUAUGUCAGGUAAUUCACCUUGA